AGUCAAACAGUGACCAUAUUCAUGGCUGUGUCACCACCACAGUUUGUUCAAUCUAUCCGAAAACGCUAAUAAUGGAAACUAGCUACUUAUGCUGUUAUCACAAAGUAGUAUGUAGAUGUACUCGUACUCUCAUCGAUGGUAAUAAAUCAAUAUCAUCAUCAAGAUCCUCACUCAUUGUAUCUUCUACAAGAAUUCUUGAAAUAACAUGCCUUCAUCUACGACUGGCAAAGGCGCGAAACUCGGAAGAGCUGCGCCGAAGAGAGGCCGGCCGGCGGAAGAGGACAGCGUUACGGAAGCAGUUGGCGCGGAGCCGAAUAAACGCCAAAGGACUACGGCAACAGCAAGAGGCACGUCUAGUAGUACGAGCAAAGCCUCUUCGUCUAGUCGUGGCGUGGUGAGAAAAAACCAGCAACAACCUGGUGGAGCGAAGGAUGUCCCUCAUGAAGCUUUGAAGAAGCCGAAAACUAGCGCAGCUAGCUCCAGCUCUACUUCUACGUCUAGUACAACCGGGAAAAGGCGUCCUCUCAGCGGGAAAAAUGUUGAAGAGGAUGCUGAAGACGAGGCGUCGUCUACAACAUGCAACGUGAAGACGAGCAGCUCCGAAUCGUUGUUGUUGAACAGUGAGACUGAUGCCAACAAACCUUCCCCGACAUAUGCUUACCGCCCAUCGCUAGACUGGACCCUAGGACUGCUCAUACAGCCAACGGGGUGGACGUGUGAGAAGCCGCUACAAGAGCUCGAGGAAGAUGGCGUUUUGCGACGGCUUCCACAACGCACACGAGCCGGGCAGCCGAUUUUCGUGAGUCGCUUUUCUUGGCCCGAGGAAGUGGAUAAAGUCGCUCGAAGUGCUGGAACUACAACUAACUCUCUCGGGGCAGAAGAAUUCGAUGUCUGCAAUUUUAGCCUAUCUAGUGAGGCUGACGAAAGUCCAUCAUCCUCCUCUUCAGGAGACGAUAAUGCGCUAGAGGGAGACGAUGUGCCGCCGCAGGAACAGCACGACGAGGAGCGCCGAAGUGGCAGCGCUGUUCGCAGACAAGGAAUGCACUUCGUACUAGAUGAAGACGAACGCCUAUUGGAGAUUCCUCCUUCCACCGCUGUUGACUCGGCGCCGUCUGCCUCCUCUUCGAACAAACCGUCGUUAAAGAUUAGGGAAGUCGCUCUAUUCUACAAGCAAUUUACUUUGGACCGUACCCCUCACGCUCAACUGACGAGAAAGAGUAGAAUCAUGAACGUCAUUCGACAUAAUAUGAUUGCCGGCCUAGUAUUUGUAUUGACUGCUACACAGGACCAGUACGUGGCACUGAUAAAAGUGCCGUACUUGCUUGAUUAUAGAUAUAAUUUACUUAUCAAGACGACGUACAUCUAGAGCAUUGUGACGACCGUACGACAUUGCAACAGCAACAAUUUGUAGCAGGAUACUUUUUAUCUAAGCAAGCUCGUCUCGCUCGGCACAAACGGUUACCGACGGGGCGGCCGUUUUGUGCGGAAGUGCGGUGGGCUCUCCUUCGAUUUCUGCAACAGGAUCCGGUAGGCGAAGGUCUUGCAUUAGACGUAGUAGAAAUGUGGAGCGAGUAUUUGAACGCAGUCGUAAGGCGUCGGAAGCCUGCAGGCCCCCCGAGAUUCGCGAAAAGAAGAGACAUGCCUUGGACUUUCGACAUGUCAUACCAUCUCCGGGAAAGCAAGUCGAUUAUUACGACUGCAAAUUUGUUCGAAAGCCUUUGGAAUUUUUGUAAUGCUGGCUUUGUUAGUUAUCAUUAAAGUUGUGAAAUAGUAUUUACUGAAUCUUCUACUGAACCUUAGGGUCGUACAACGAGUUAGGAAAUAGUUCGACGCUCAACAUCACAAGGAAUAGGAAAGAGUGAGAGUGCCAGAUCUGGAAAAUGAUGGAUGGUCUAAAGAACCUUGGGCUUGGAAAUUUCCACAUGAAAGAGUAUGCAGAUACUUAGAUCCGAAGAUACUAGAGGCGAUGACCACACGUCUACGGCCGAAAUUUCAGCUCCUUUUAGACCCGAAGAUACCGGAGGCGACGACCACACGUCUACAGCCGAAAUCGCAGCGAAUUAAAACUGCAAUAGUGGGGAAUCGUGAUUCCGAUUCAUGGGAGGAAAAGCCCCUGAAAGGUACGUCGUCCACCAAGAAUAUCAUGCAGGUGUGAAACUGAAGCCCUGAGCCCUGGAACUAUAGAGAAAGAGAAUGAGAAAGUCUACUUUAUUCACGAACUUAUUUAUUUGUGUUUUCAAACAAUUUCGUCAAGUACUACAGGAACAGGGUCAGGACGACUUUUCUCAACAUUAAGAUACCUCGUCUAAAGAGCAUAAAGCUGCAGCUGCUAGAAAAGGUAAAGGCAGUGCAGCGAUGCAAGGACAACAGCGCUCGAGCGCGAUAAACGUCCUCGACGAUGGUCGUGAUUCGGACAGUUCUUAUGUACGGUAAAGCUAUAGGUGAGAAGAGAUGCGCGAUGUUUGCUAGCAGCCUAAGAGGUCAAGCGACUACAGUCCUAAGAGGGAAGCAUUUAUUUUGCGUUACUAGAAUAAGAAUUGCAGCCGCUUAUACUUCUAUUGUUAUUAAAAAAGGAUGAGAAUAGUACAUUCGCAUUCCCUUGCUUCGUUCCCCUCAUCGACGUAUUAACAAUAACAUGGCUCACAUGAUCGCUGCCGAGCGCAGCAUUUUACCCACCACAUCACCAGUGCACUUAAAGAAAAGUCUGCAGAUUGCCUCUUAAAUCAAUUCCUGGCACUUUUCAUCAACGUAAGAACUCCUCUAAGUCAUGGAGGGACACGAGUCUGGUAUAUAUGAAAGGUACUGGUCGUUUAACCCGAAAGCCCGGGAUCUAUUUCGUUUCACCAGCAACGUGAGCGAGAAGAUUCCGCCAGUUUUGGCCAGUUCCGCUACCAGCUCUUCAGUUGGGAACACCGCAAAGAAUCAAACAGUUAACAACAAAAAGGACCGGCUUUUCGAGGCACAAAGCAAGGAAGACGGUUAAGACAAGUACACUUAAGUGAUUUAUUCAUCCCCAGUAGGCGCUUGCCAUCUCAGUGAUCAAAAACCACGACGACGUCGCUGAUGAAGCAUUGAUUAGGUUCUUGUUUGGUCUAGUACUUCUCACGUUAGGACAUAUUUAUAAUAAAUACCAUACCAGGUGAAAGCCUUGAGUGCUCACGCGAUGGCUGCGAUCAGGUUCGUUUGUUCUUGACUUAGUGGAUAAGUGUAGUAGAUGUGAUUACUUACCGACGGAGUGAAAGGCAGGCCUCAUUCCCCUCCCUAGCUCGCCUUAGUGAGGUCUUCGGCGCGAGGCGUGCUGCAAGUCUAGACUCGUCCCCCCAAAAGUAUCGCCUUUUUGGGAAGGUGUAGGAAGGUCCCGCGACGCUCAAAGCACACAAAGGAUAUUAGCCGGCUAAUUUCCCUCGAUGUUUCGGAGGUCGUUAGUACUUAGUCCCUAUUUGCAAUAAAUGCCAUACAAUUACGAGGCGUAGCAGGGUGUACAGUCAAGAACUGAACUGGGUCUCGUCUUCGCUGAAAAAGGUGUCAGGGUCAGCUAUAAGAAUAAGACCAGGCCUCACAUUCGCCGAAAAAGGGAGAGCUUGCCAUUGCGGCAAACCUGAGGGCGUGUACGAAGCUCACUGUGUCCUUUGCGUCACUUUUUGCCCCUUCGUCCCCAGCAGAGGGCGAAUCUGCGUCAUCGGCGUCAUGCAGCAAGAUUAAGGCUCGUUAUAUCUAUUCUUGGUGCUUCAUUUCAUAAAGUUUAUUCUCUUUUUCACGUCCAAGGUCUUUUCCAACAGAGGGCAGGGCUGAAAAGAGGAACCGAAUAAGAAAUCAAUUAUCGUGACGAGCUCUAACAAAGAGAUGAAAGCCGCCGGGCCGGCGCAAGCAAAGAAGCAAGGAUCUUCUACCUUUAGUGGAGAACAAGGAUCCUCAUCUAGCACGGCAAAACAAGGGGCCUCGACGAAAAAGACAAAAGAGGCGCUAGGCAAACAGCGAGGUGGAAUACAUCCUACGACCAGUGCAUCAUCGGUAAGGCUCUUGUGUUGCAGUUGCAUGAGAUGAUUGGCAUGCGCUUUCGGAAAGCUGACACCCAAGAACGUCUUGCGCAUUUUUCCCGUCUUUCUCUUUGUUGCAUCAUGUACUUUAUUUUUCGACAAAGUAAAAUAGGGUCAGACACCAGUGGCCUAAUCAUACAUAGAUACUGCUGAAUAUUCAACGAACAGGUGCCGGCGGGACUGGAGCUGAGGAUUCCCGAGAACCCAGAUAGAAUGCUGGCUAGCGACUUCUGCGAGUUGGUAACUUCAACGAGUUGGCAUCUUGUUAAGGCGACCAAGACCAAGAUAGCAUCCUCCCACAGCAUACUCUUUUGGUAUAGUUCAGCUCAUGCCUAGUUGACAAGUGAUGGAGAGCCACUAAAAUAUAUGUAUUCAUUGAUGCUAUCGCUAAUAACAUAUAUAUUCCAGGGCCCGGGGCGACGCCCCCCCCUAGCGGGGGGGGGCGGGCGCCCUGGACCCCUUUUUGAGGCGUCUGCCGGGGGAGGAAGGCCUCAAAAGGGGGCCAAGGGGCCACCCCCGGCCCCUUCCAGGAGCUUUGUGUCCCCUGGAGGCCUGGGAAGUAGGUGGAAGGCCUCAAGGGGGGACCAAGGGGCUCGCUGCCUUCUUCUCGUUUGCAUGUACCCGACAGACUUGAGGGGUUAGAUGGCUACAGACAAAAGGGGCCCACGGGACCGCCUGCGCCCCCGUCCAGGCGCCUGCCUGUGCCCUCAGUGCGUCCGCUAGGCUUCGCCGCCGCAGCAGUGCGCCGGCAGCGGAAGGCCUCCGAAGACGGCAAAAGGCGAGGGACUGGGCCCCCUGAGCCGUGCCGCCUGUACCCUCCGGGCCCUUGGUCAUCGGCUUGCUUGCUCUUGCGACCGUGGCCCUUAGGAACGCGCUGAGAGGUCCAAGGGGAGGCCCGCGCCAAGUUUUGGCGCCUUCCACCACUAGAAUCCGCGAAAAAUCCGCGCGGAAAAGCGCGCGGGCGCGCCACCACAGACCAGACCACGGGGGGGAAGGGGGGGCCGUACGGCCCUGAGGCAUAUAUAAGAAGCAAAGCGUUUAAGAUUCUAAGGCCUGCAAGAUUAGUCACUGAUGCCAUUAUUUUCCUUAGCUUAUAGCUGUCCUCCUGAGGGGGAAAAACGUCGAGGAUACUGCUAGAGUGAGAUGCGAAUGCGGUAGCUCUAAUGUUGGGGACAGCGAGGGCCACUUCCUGGAAAUUGAAACACCGAAGUCACGCAGUCUCCGAAAGCAGGAACAGGGCGAGAUCUAUUGCUGCGACGCGUGCUGUCCUCGAGACAAAUUGAAAUCGAAGGACUGCCGCUCACAGUUUGGACAGGACACGCUUGCGCUGCGGACGAUAGAAGCGCUCUGUCCCUGGCGCAGCAAGCGGCAUGCGACUGAUUUUUGGACGCGUGAUAAUCAUGCUUUUUGCCGAGGUGUUUUCGACGAAGAUGAUGAAGACGGCGUCAGUCUUUGGUUUAUGGCAAUGCCGGCAUUUGAUUGGUCAGAAUCUUCCAUUUGCGUCCUUAGUGCUUUGUACUUGUAGACAAAACAUUUAAUGUACACACAUGCUUAAAGAAAUUUCUGUGAUGGGAAGAGUAUCAUAUGUUCUUCGAAGUAGUCGGUGUUGGAGGUCGGUGUUUGACAAUAGGUUAUAUUUCUCGAAGUUUUAGAGUUAGGCUGGAGCUAUUCUCUCGAAUCAGAUUGAGGAUUUCGAUUUGGUGAUGUCAGGAGCGGACGACGAGUGGCCGUAUAGCAGCAGAAGACUUCCCAAGAAAGCUGCACAAAGAAUCCGCGAUCGCGCUUUUUUCCCGAAGUCGAUGAAAAAAUAUCUAGAUGAAUUCGACGACUCGUCUUGUGCCUCUGUGCCAAGAACCAGCCACAAGAACAAAAGGGACACUUCUACUUCAUCGCCCAGCACUAGUUGCACUGCGACUAGAGCUACGAAAAAUAAGCAGCAGAUGAGGAUCAGCGAUGAUGUUAAGAUCGAAAAGCUACUAACGCAGGGCACUUCAUCUCAAUCUACUAACAAGAAAUCGGACAAAAAUAUAAACGGCCGUGCUGCUGCAGAAGGAAAUAAACGACAGCAUGUUGCAACUGCUGUAAGUUUGGAUUUGGAGCGCCUUCUUGAUGAAGACCGUGAUGCUCAACUGGCGGCGUUGAGCGAAAGGGCGGACGAGACCCCUUGGACUCCCGGUUCGCUUCCACCAGAUAUCACUGUUUGUUGUAGCUUCGGUGGCAGUGCGGAAACAGGGAAUUACGGUUGUGAUGGAUGCUGCCCUGCAUGUGGCUGCGUCGCGCUUUUUCAUGGCAGACCGCCUCUGAUUAUGCAGAUGAAGCAUUCUUCUACUAGAGUAUAAUUGAUAGAUAAGUAUAUCGAACAUUCUUACUUUGUUGGAGGGCGUCAGAUCUUAUUUCAUGUUGACCUUGACGUCCUGCUUUGUUUACAACACGAGGGCCGGCUGAUUCCGCUCGUUGACCCCUACUCCCUGCCUAAUUCUACUUAAGUGUUUUUUAGUGUUCGGGCUAUCCUGCAUUUUCUUUUAUCGAAGUUGCAGUUCUGGUUUUUGAUUCUAGACAGGGCAUUCUAAUGUGCCAGAACCCGUGAAGCUUCUGCGCGGAGCCGAUUGGGAUACAGCAGCGAAAAGUAUGCGAACGCAUGAGUGUGGCGUAGACUUCUAUCGGAGCCGGGGAGUGAAAAUAUUCGUGGGUCAGUGGUGGCAUGGUGAGAGCGAAACUCAGCGUGAGAAGAUUCUCGACGAUAUCUUUUCUGGGCGUUGCUUUUGGAAACCGGUAGAUCAUGAUACUACACAUUCGUCAUGGGAUGGGCACGAAAAGAGGUGGAUCCCAUGAUGGAUCGAUCAAAUGGUUUCUCGUGAAAUCGAUGCAAAAUUUUAUGCGUCAGUGAGUUGUACAUCAAUCUAAGUAAAAAAAACUUAUACCUCCGAAUACUGAUAUCAAAGAAGAGACAAGCGUCGCACCAGUCGCACUGACACGAAAGAGUUGGAU
Messenger RNA from Amoebophrya sp. A25, 7025 nucleotides. Lineage: Eukaryota; Dinophyceae; Syndiniales; Amoebophryaceae. The record is from the annotation of a GenBank genome assembly.